AUGAAUAUCUCCAUCCAGAUGUCAUCUUCAGACAGCUACCAUCCUGAGUCUAUACUUAUCCCAGUACUCUACUCCCUUAUUUUUCUCGUGGGGACAGUGGGCAACAGCUUGGUAUUGGCUGUACUAUUAAGAAAUGGCAAGAUUAAUAACACCACCAACCUAUUCAUCCUUAAUCUUGGAGUUGCAGAUCUGUGCUUUAUCAUUUUUUGUGUGCCUUUCCAAGCCACCAUUUAUACCCUGGACAGCUGGGUCUUUGGCCCCUUUAUGUGCAAAGCUGUGCAUUUCUUCAUAUACCUGACUAUGUAUGCCUCCAGCUUCACCUUGACCACAGUGUCCUUGGACAGGUAUCUGGCUAUACGUUACCCCCUUCGCUCCAGGGAGCUUCGAACACCAAAGAAUGCAUUAAUGGCCAUCACGCUAAUUUGGACCUUAUCGUUGAUAUUUUCAGGCCCUUAUCUCAGCUACUACCAGGAGUUUCAGCUGGCUAACCUAACAGUUUGUCAUCCAGUAUGGCAGAUUUCCCGUCGUAAGACCAUGGACCUUUGCACCUUCAUCUUCAGCUACGUCAUCCCUGUGCUUAUCCUUGGUCUUACCUACGCUCGUACAAUCCGCUACCUGUGGACUUCUGUCAACCCCAUUGAUGACAUGUCAGAGUCAAAGAGGGCCAAGAGGAGGGUGACCCGUAUGAUCAUCAUUGUGGCUGUCUUGUUCUGCUUGUGCUGGCUGCCCCACCACUUAGUCAUACUUUGUGUCUGGUUUGGGUACUUCCCCCUCAACAACUUCACUUACGCCCUACGCAUUCUCUCCCACCUGGUAUCCUAUGCUAACUCCUGCGUCAAUCCUGUAGUGUACGCUUUGGUCUCCAAGCACUUUCGUAAGGGUUUCCGCAAAAUAUUCCGCUGUCUACUAUUUCGACAAAGGCCGGCUAACAAGGUUCACAUGGUUCCUGCUGCCCAUGCUGGGGUCAGCACGCUGGAGGGAGCAUGCACAGAGGUGACCCAGCUCAGUGAAGGUCACGUGCAUUGUUCUGCUUGCUGCCAUGACCCUGUCAGUCCUUGGAAGGAGACCGAGAGAAUUGGGGAUAAAGCAGCCCAGUCUUUUAUCACGUUCAAUGUCACAUAGUAGUGAUAGGUAUGCAGAAUUACAAGGCUGUAAUAAUCAAACAUUCCUAAUACGUUGUUUUGAGACAUAGGCUCUGGUACGGACAAUGCCUUGGUUUAGAUUUCUAAAUAUUUAGAAAUGGAACACCAGCAAUCACUAUAUCUACAUAUGCAGAAAGCCUUGACAUGGUGACACUUGUAUGAUGAAUAUUAAAAGGAACAGUAUCAGGAUCAACAUAGCCUCGCACAAUAUAUCCUUUCACUAGUUACCAAAAUAAAGCAGGUCUUUUCAUCCAUGUUCAUGUAACCAGUCACUGAA
Messenger RNA from Spea bombifrons (plains spadefoot toad), 1419 nucleotides. RefSeq names its product galanin receptor 2 (gene GALR2). NCBI's taxonomy places the organism in Eukaryota, Metazoa, Chordata, Amphibia, Anura, Pelobatidae. The record is from RefSeq and is a predicted model, not a curated record. Bases 1 to 1122 code for a protein of 373 amino acids. The transcript has 2 exons. Gene Ontology annotation, cellular component: membrane. Gene Ontology annotation, biological process: G protein-coupled receptor signaling pathway. Gene Ontology annotation, molecular function: G protein-coupled receptor activity.